ACCCAGCAAAACACUAGAAAAUUAAUUAGAUAAGGCGCAAAACCCAGAACCCUAGCCGGUACUGGACUGAUUUUGUCUUCUUCUUCAGUUCAUCCUAUUUCCCAUAGCUGUCUCUCCGGUGGAGCUUUGAAAAAAUGGUGGUGAGGAUCCGUUUGGCACGAUUCGGAUGCAAAAACAAACCUUUCUAUCGUGUUAUGGCUGCUGAUAGCAGAUCUCCUAGGGAUGGCAGGCACCUUGAAGUUCUAGGAUACUACAAUCCCUUGCCAGGCCAAGAUGGUGGUAAAAGAAUGGGUCUAAAUUUCGAAAGAGUGAAGUAUUGGCUAUCUGUCGGUGCUCAGCCUUCAGAUCCUGUGCAGCGCAUUCUUUUCAGAGCAGGGUUAUUGCCCCCACCUCCAAUGGUAGCCAUGGGACGUAAAGGAGGGCCACGAGACACACGUCCUGUAGAUCCUUUGAGUGGGCGCAUCUUGACCCCAGAUAAGCCAGCUAAACCCGAUCAAGAAAAAGACUCUCAAGGCAAUGGAAAUGAUGUCGAAUGAAUUAUUUAUUGAAGCUUCCAAAAAACCUUUUUCUUAACAUUUUGAAACAUCUGGUUCAGCUUUAGAUGAGUGGGAAGAAACUAUAUUCCGUAUUGGGUUACAGGACAAGCAGUUGGGUGUUGCUCAACUCUGAAAAAAUAACUCCAGAGGACAACUUUUGUAGAGAUAUUGGUACUCACCUUGGGGAUAUUAUUUCUGAUGUAGUCGCUUAUGUAAACAAAUGUUUUUCCAGAGAACUACCUUGUUGUCUAUAGGUUUUGGAAUAUCUGGGUUUCAUUUCAGUUAUGUUGAGUAUCUCUAUGCAGCAUUCUAGCUGGCAAUUCAUUGAGGCUUCUGCUUUAUUUUUGAAUAAAUUGGUCUCUUUCUUGA
This is a messenger RNA of Ziziphus jujuba (common jujube), 905 nucleotides long. Its product is annotated as small ribosomal subunit protein bS16m/bS16c. Lineage: Eukaryota; Viridiplantae; Streptophyta; Magnoliopsida; Rosales; Rhamnaceae. Gene Ontology annotation, biological process: mitochondrial translation. The coding region runs from base 135 to 536 and encodes 133 amino acids. The transcript is spliced from 3 exons. The record is from RefSeq and is a predicted model, not a curated record. Gene Ontology annotation, cellular component: ribosome; small ribosomal subunit. Gene Ontology annotation, molecular function: structural constituent of ribosome.